GCCAUUUCGUGGAACCAACGGCGCCAUGGCCUUUCCGUCCCUGGCGCGCCUGCUCCGCAUGGAGCCCACGGCGCCGCCGGCCGCGCCGGCCGCGCGCCGCACGGCGGAGCCCACGGCGUGCCUGGCGCUGCGGGGUCCGGUGCCGAAGGUUCCCCGGGCUCCGGGGUAUCGCCAGACGCACGUGGAGGAUGAGUGGUGGAGUGUGGAUGCGGACAACCCACCAGCGCACGUGCGGCUCCAAGCGCUUGUACAGAAGAGUCUAGGGAUGGGCCGGGUCACGCUGCCCUGGUUCCUGGUGGGCUACAUCCUGCCAGUGAUUGCCAUGAAGGCUGUCACCGUGAGCAUCAUGAACGUCCACCCAGUCCUCAUCGCCGUGCCCUGCGUUCUGGCAGCCGAUCAGCGGAUGAUGAGAGUGAUCCACAAGCUGAUCAUCGGCAUGGGCUGGCUCCAGAACUUCUGCAUUCUUUGGCUUCCCGAGAUGCACCAUGCGCUGAUCAUCCCGGUCUUUUGCGUGUGCAUCAUCGGCUUCAGCCGAGACCGCAACCACUUCUUCUCCCGCUAUGUCCCGCAGAACGACAACGUCCUAGGCUGGGCACGUGGCUUGGUGCAGGACCUGUUGCGGCUGCCCAAUCCAGUGCGUGACUUCCUGGUGGGGAUCCAAUGGCUCGCAGGGUUCUAUGUUCUUUGCAAUACUGGGUUAACGACCUUGCGGCGCUGCUUCACCUUGGAUCAGCAGCGCAUCCCUGUGGCCGAAGUGGCAGCCACGGCUUUGGGUCUCACGCUGAGCCUGGCCACCAUGAGCUAUUGGCUCUCAAGUGUGGUGUGGGUGGAAGACAUGAGUUGCUUUUUGGGCUUGCUGAACCUGGCUUUGAUGUCCUGUCAUCACGGACUCCAUUGCCUCUAUUCGGUGCGUGGAGUUUGGACUCGAGGCUUGGAAGGGACUGACAUGGAUGUGAGUCGACAACUGGUCACCGCUCACUUUCUUUGCAUUUACCUGGUGAUGAACUUGGACCCCAGUGUGAAGCAGAUGAAUUGCUACCAACAAUGGUCAGUUUGGGUGGCCCAUGGGAACUUCCUUCUGCUCCUGGCCUUUCUUUUUCGCCAGGACAUCCAGGGAGCCUGUCAGACGCUCUUCAUGCCCGCGCCGGAGCCGGCGCGACGCAGCUGGUGGUGACGCUUCCCGAAGGAGAGACAGGCAGACCGCGGCAGACCCUGUGGCAUUCCGUGGACAGCGGCCUGCCGCGGGCGUGAAGCAGUGAUUCCCAGUUGCCACGUGAAAGAGGAACCAGGAAUUGAUCAUCCUAUAGAGCUAUACUCUAUGUAAAUAUUUAUAGUAAAUAGAGAUGUGUUAUAAGGUCAUUCGAAUUUUGAUCUAUAUAGAGCUUGAAAUACAUGUGCAUGCUUUAUCUCAUCCUUGGAAAUGACCAAAGUCCAAGUGCUUCUUUUUUGAGCCUCAGCUAUGGGUCACUGUUGGGAAACAGCCCACUGCAUACCGUGGGAUGACCAUCGCCGGCGGGGCAUCCGCGCUGCGUCGGCCUGUGUAGAGUGGUGGCUGAUGAACGGCGUCUGAAACUGCUUGAGCAGUGCUCAGCUCGAAUCAGCUGCAGGUGUGGCCAUGAAUCCACAUUGAGAUGACACAGAAGGACGCGGCGGACGAACACCGUGGUGUGGAGGCUGGCGUUUCGCCUCGCGUGAAACGCCUCGCGUGAAACGCCUCGCGGAAGCGCGAGCCAUGAGUUUUUUGGAGAGGGGGCUUCAUGGUCUGAAGGUUGGCGUUUCGCCUCACGUGAUCGAGCGUGAUCGAACCUUGGCGACCGGGCGUGGAACUGAGAUCGCAACUGCCAGCUGGCUGUUUUUUGUGGAUCUUGGAGGAAAUGGAGUUCACAUGAGUUCACCCUCUGAUUGUAGAGGAUUUCAUGGUCUUCCAAAC
Molecule: messenger RNA, 1930 nt
Organism: Durusdinium trenchii
Lineage: Eukaryota; Dinophyceae; Suessiales; Symbiodiniaceae
Source: the annotation of a GenBank genome assembly